GGGUAGGUUGGGUGCAAGGGUUGAGUGGGGGUCUCCUCAGCAUCCAGAGGAAAAAGACAAAAAGCUGACUAUCUGGAGCAGCUAUAUGACGUAGAUGACAAAGAACACGGACAGGGAGAAUGUCGCAGAAGAAGAUCUUCCUGGCCUUCAUGGUCGUUACCAUGGUGACUCUGUUGCUGCACAGUGGCGGCCAUUGGAGCAGGACUAUGCAGGAUCUCCACGCCAUCUGUCCUGCCCUGUCCUCUAAUCGUCCAGCGGGCCUGAACAUGAAGCACACCAACGUGGCGUUCCUAAAAACCCACAAGACGGCCAGCACCACCGUGCAAAACCUUCUGUUCCGCUUCGCAGAGCGCAACAACCUGACGGUGGCGCUGCCCGGCCGAGCAUGCAGUCACCAGUUCUGCUACCCGCGUCUUUUCAGCGCUCACUUUGUGCAUCCCCACACGCUGCCGCCCAACAUCAUCAGCAGCCACAUGCGCUUCAGGAAGGCGGAGCUGCACCGCCUCAUGCCCAAUGACACCAUCUACAUCACCAUACUGAGGGAACCAGCCGCUAUGUUUGAGUCCUUGUUCAGCUACUACAACCAGCACUGUGAGAGCUUUAAGGCCGCCAAUGGCUCUCUAGAGUCCUUUUUGGAGCAGCCUUGGCACUACUACCGCCCUCAGGACAAGCGCUCCAUGUACGCCCGCAACACGUUGACAUUUGACUUGGGUGGCGACAAGGACCGCGCCUCUACAGACGCGGCGUAUGCACAAUUCUUGGUAGAUGAGGUGGAGCGCGUCUUCUCCUUGGUGAUGAUUGCUGAGCACUUUGACGAGUCGCUUGUUCUGCUGCGUCACCUUCUCUCCUGGGACCUCGAAGACAUUGCGUACGUCAAGCUCAACAUGCGCACGGCCAGCUCCAAACAUCGGCUCACUCCGGGCCUCUCGGCUAAAAUCCGGGCAUGGAAUUGGUUAGACGCACGCCUCUAUGACCAUUUCAACUCCUCAUUGUGGCACCGGUUGUCAGUUUUGGGCCCGGCCUGUGUGGCCCGGGAGGUCCGCCUCCUCCGGGUAGCCCAGGAGAGGUUGCUGCAGAGUUGUUUCGGUGGGCGCAGGCCUCUCUUUCGCCCAGCAGCGCAAAUAGAGUACAAGGAGCUGCGGCCCUGGCAGCCCAGUGCCAAAGUGGAGAUAGUGGGCUACGACCUUCCCACCAACCUGAGCCGUGGAUUCUCCAGCUCUGCCUACGAAUCCUGCCUGAAGCUCAUUAUGCCUGAGGUCCAGUACACCAAGGUCUUGCUUCGUUCCCAAUCAAUUCGCUACCGUCAGAGCCACCAACCGUGACUUUCGCUGCAGUCUCGUCACGUCACAGAUGUGCUGAUCACAGUGAAGACCUCUAGAGAACCAAGCCUAGUAGAGGACCCUGCGGGAUGAACAGUGACUAUGCCCACCCAGACCCAUGGGACAACAGUGCUCAGACACAAGCAGGGCAGAUGGGUGCACAAAGUGUUGUGCUCCUUGGAUAGUGUUGAAUAAGGCAGGGGUCUUGGGAAGAGUCUCCCUGAUGCUUUCUGUGCCUCCUCCCAUCUUAUGUUUGGUUUCCAGCUGCCCCUUAUUCUGACUCAUAGAAACAUCAGCUGACAUGUCACAUGGGUCACGUCCAGUGUUAGGAAAAACGGCGUUACAAAAUAAUGACGUUACUGACACUGUUACUUUUACCAGUGACGAGUAAUCUAAUUACGGUAAUUACUUUUAUGUACAUUACAACGCCGUUACAGGUAUCUUUGAUGUAAGGUGGUACACUACUUUUGAUGGGGCUGCAUGUCAACAAGAUAGCCUCAGAAGCACAGCAAGUUAAAUGCAGGAAGUAACUUUUUAUUAAUGAAAGCAACAACCUGCACCACACUAAAAUUAACUUGGUAGUAAAAAGGAGGAGGCAUGCACACACAGCAAACAACAUGUAGGCUAAGUAAACACCCACACACACACAUACAUACACUCCCACAACUGCCACGAGAGAAUAUUGAACAAUGAUUGAAGUGAAAAACUUGCCAUCCGUUUGUGGACAAGGAGAAAACACAGCCAUUGAAGCACAUCCAGUCUCUUUAUUAACUAGCACUAACACAAUCCAGUGAAAUUAUUUAACAUAGCUGCCGGCCAUGCAUGUAAACUACCGCCGCUACGUUAACGAACACAGCUGAGCUAAAAUACUGCUCAGAGCGCGCUGUUGCUGACGUCACACAUCACUUGGCAACAGGUACACAAGCUCACACACUCUGCUCUCAUGAAAUGUCUCUCAACUGCAUAUGCCAGAUAUUUCAAUUUUUUUUUUUUAAGUAACACAUUUAUUAAUUUCUGUAAUAAUUAAUAACAUUAAUUUAAAACAAUUGUUAGUAAUUCAAUUACUUUUUUGGUAAAGUAACAAGAAACUUUAAGUAAUUACUUUUAAAAAGUUUUUUUUUUUAACACUGGUCACAUCCACAUCCAGAUGGUUGAAGAGGAACUGCACUUUUUUUGGGAAUUUUAGCAAUCCUUAUGUUAGACAAGAACCCAUAUGUAUUUUUUUUUGUGCAUUCUAAAUUGGAAAAAGUUGCUAACAAGAGCCAGUUGCCAAUGCAGGUAAUGGGGAUUUUAUCUACACAGCCUUUAAAGCCUUGUAAAACACAUCAAAAUCUCCAACAUUUUAUACUGUAUGCGUGUUGUAAGUAUAUGUGUAAUGUCAUAACAAACACAUUAAUGACAGCAUUCAUUUUUAUUCCGUAUUUUGGCGAUUUUUAGCUUUUUUUUGGCCGCAGUGAUUUUACAGAGUUUGCUACUAACUUUAACAAAAACAACUACCACUAGUCAUGGCAGACUGUGUGAAAGCUAAUGACGACUUCUUUGGGAAAAAUGAUGAUCCAGAACCUUAUACUUUUGAGCCUGAAUAUACAGAGGGUGAGCUAAGAGUUAUAGAAGCUGGGUGCUAAGCAGAUCAUGAUUUAGUAAAACACUAAGCAUCAUUUUUGCAGUAUUGCUAAGUGCUAAACAAGAAAUACAAACUAUGAACAUAAAACACAAAACAACCACUUACUGUACAAUGUCUGCUCUCAGUGGGAUGUCGACUGUUGGGAUAUUUAUCACAAGACGUGUUCCCCGUUUAGAUUAUGAAUUCAUCAUAAUCCUCACUACUCAGGUAAAAAAGAUGGGAGCAAACGAGCAUAUUGCCGUGUCUUCCUAGAGAUGUCUACGGGUCUACGUUGAUUGUAAAAGUUGACCAACUUCACAGCUUUUGGACACAACCUUCUACUAUAUAAGUGCGAGACAUAAUAUAUAUAUUAGCACAAACUAUUACUACGGUAACUCAGACUCGAUGGAGCAGCUCAGUAGGUCAAAAUCUGCAAUAGCUACGUUACCUUCAUUGUCAAUCUGCUGAGUUACUAAAAGUAGUUCCUCGGGGUUAGCAAUAACAUUGUCGAUAAUACUUGGUUAAUAUUCAGGUAUUAUUUAUGUGUUAUUGGGGUGUUUUUGUAAACGGCUUUUUAGGCAGAAUAGACGACUCAUAUUUUCUACAUUGUUAGCUGUCUCGUAGUAGCGUUUUUUUCUGAUUUAGAAUGCACAAAAAAAGAGAAACGCAUAUGUUUUUGUCUCACAUAGGGAUUGUGAGUGAUGAGAAUAAUUCCAAAAAAGCGCAGUUCCCCUUAAAAAGUGGUCAAGUCAGCUGACCAACUCAAACAAAAACAGCUUCACAUAUUGGUGUCCUUUAUAGGGACAGGUACCGAAACUUUGGUCCAUAAUUGUGGACAGUAGAAACUAGACCAAAAAAAAAAAGAAGUAGGUAUCAGUGCUAUAUGAAUGCAGAGUCAGACACCUGACAAUGAUAUUGUGCAAGUAACAUCUUGUAAGUUGGCACACAUAUUUAACAUAUUUACUUUUAAACUUUAAUGCCGACCGUAACCUAACAACAGCGGCCCUAAGAGCACAAUACAGCACUUCAUCAUUAUGCACAAAUGAUGGUCACGGCGAGCAAGGUGCAUUCUCAAACUUCGAAAAUGUGAGCAUCAACAAUACAACACCAGCAAGUUGUUUCUUUUGUACUUUCUGUUCUAUAUUGUUGCUGGUUUUGUUGCAAUAGUUAUAAUAAUUCAAUGUAAUACUUAGUGUACUAUUCUGUUCAACCUGAAUGGCACAAAAUUCUGUAAGAACAUAAAAUGUAUUGUUUUUUAAAAGGGAUGUUUUUCAUGUUUUGAUUCUAACUUGAGCACUGUUUAAGCACCGACACCGUUGUAAAAGUACAGAUUCUGUAGUAGUAUCAGUUAAAAUGUAAACGAUACCCAUAUCUCACUCAGUAGUAAAAUUGGACUUCAGGAGGAAGCGAUGGGACACAGAACAGACGUUUAAGUGUGCUUCCAUUGUGUUACCAUGACAACCAGUGUGAAGAGUUUGUAAUAUUUUGUAUUUGUGCAGAGGUACUAACUUUAUUCCCUGGAGGCCAUUCAGUAUACAUACUUGACAAAAAUAUGACCACUUCACUUCUGAGUUUGUGUGUAUGUGUCCCACAUCUCUGAGAGGGGCGGGGCCUCAAACACAAUCAGCGCUGACAUCAAAUGCAAAUAAAAUAAACAUCUC
Nerophis lumbriciformis (worm pipefish) is the source of this 4583-nucleotide messenger RNA. It is a transcript of the gene gal3st3, whose product is annotated as galactose-3-O-sulfotransferase 3. Gene Ontology annotation, cellular component: membrane. The record is from RefSeq and is a predicted model, not a curated record. Lineage: Eukaryota; Metazoa; Chordata; Actinopteri; Syngnathiformes; Syngnathidae. Gene Ontology annotation, molecular function: galactosylceramide sulfotransferase activity. Gene Ontology annotation, biological process: glycolipid biosynthetic process.